Poeciliopsis prolifica (blackstripe livebearer) is the source of this 2320-nucleotide messenger RNA. It is a transcript of the gene anxa11a, whose product is annotated as annexin A11a. Gene Ontology annotation, cellular component: cytoplasm. The transcript has 15 exons. Gene Ontology annotation, biological process: phagocytosis; cytokinetic process. The coding region runs from base 85 to 1752 and encodes 555 amino acids. The record is from RefSeq and is a predicted model, not a curated record. Lineage: Eukaryota; Metazoa; Chordata; Actinopteri; Cyprinodontiformes; Poeciliidae. Gene Ontology annotation, molecular function: calcium-dependent phospholipid binding; calcium ion binding.
AGUCCCACCCAUUAAGGUUUGACAUACCACUUCACCCCAGCAGACAUUCGCACACCAGGAAGAGAAGAGAAGCGGACACAUACAAUGAGCUACCCAGGAUACCCCCCUCCGGCUGGCACAUACCCACCACAGCCUGGGUUUUACCCUCCCCAAGCAGGAGGCUAUCCUCCCCAAGCAGGAGGCUACCCUUCCCAAGCAGGAGGCUACCCUCCCCAAGCAGGAGGCUAUCCUCCCCAAGCAGGAGGCUAUCCUCCCCAAGCAGGAGGCUACCCUCCGCAGCCCGGUGCCUUCCCUCCGCAGCCUGGUUCCUAUCCUCCUCAGGCUGGAGCCUACCCACCACCAUUACCCACAGGCACGUGGGGAGGCGGCCCCUCUGGUGGAUAUCCCUCCACUGCUCCUGGCAGCUAUCCUAACCCUGGAUACAAUGCAGGCAUGGCCUACCAGAUCUCUGCUGGAAUGGGGGCGUUUACUCCAAACUCAUCCAUUCUCCCCCAAGCAUCUGGAGGGUACCCACCUGCACUGGGAGGGUACCCAUCUGCCCCCCAUGUGGGUGAUAGCGGUGCCCUCUAUCCUAACCUACAGUCAUGUGGCCUGUACCCACAGCCAGGAGGCACCAUGCCCCAACAACAGUAUCCUGGGAUGGGCUAUCCCGGUCAGCCUGGACAGACGAUGCCCGGAUACCCCCAAGCACCGUCACCCAACCCACCCAUGCCUGGCUUUGGAGGAGCCCCAUCACCAAAUCCAUCAAUGCCAGCCUAUGGAGGAGGAGCCAUGCCGGUUGCUCCAUCCAGCAAACACGUAUUCAGGGGAACAAUCAAAGACUUCCCAGGAGCUGAUCCGCUGAAAGAUGUGGAGGUUCUUAGGAAAGCUAUGAAGGGCUUUGGAACUGACGAGCAGGCCAUAAUCGACCUACUGGGCAGUCGCUCCAAUAAGCAGCGGGUACCUUUACUCAAAGCCUACAAGACGUCCUACGGGAAGGACCUGAUUAAAGAUCUGCAUUCUGAGCUUUCUGGAGACUUCAGGAACCUGGUCAUGGCCAUGCUGAAAAGCCCGUCUGAGUUUGACGCCUCUGAACUCCACAGUGCCAUGAAGGGAGCUGGAACUGACGAAGCCUGCAUGAUAGAGAUCUUGUCCUCGCGCUCCAAUGCUGAAAUCAAAGAGAUAAACCGAAUUUACAAAGAAAGCUAUAAAAAAUCCCUGGAAGAUGCCAUUAAAAGCGAUACCUCAGGCCACUUCCGUCGUCUCCUGAUCUCUCUGGCUCAGGGCAGUCGAGAUGAAAGAGAGAAUAUUGAUGUCAGUCUGGCUCAACAAGACGCUCAGGCAUUGUAUGCUGCUGGAGAAAAUAAACUGGGAACAGAUGAGUCCAAAUUUAAUGCCAUUUUGUGUGCAAGAAGCAAACCACAUCUCCGAACAGUGUUUUAUGAAUACCAGAAGAUGUGCGGCAGAGAUAUCGAGAAAAGCAUCAGCAGAGAGAUGUCUGGAGACCUCGAGAGCGGCAUGUUGGCAGUGGUGAAGUGCAUUAAAAAUACACCAGGCUACUUCGCAGAGAGACUUUACAAAUCCAUGAAGGGAGCUGGAACUAAAGACAGAACACUGAUCCGGAUUAUGGUCUCCCGUUCGGAAGUUGACAUGCUGGAUAUCCGUCAGGAAUACGUUAAGAACUACGGAAAAUCGUUGUACACACACAUCCAUGGAGACACAUCAGGAGACUACAGGAAGCUGCUGAUUAAGCUCUGCGGUGGCAAUGACUGAAGAGGAGACAUAGCCUGCAGUAGACCAGGAGCAGUCAGGUGCAUUUGCAGCUUUAAGAUGUUUCUAUGAAUAUCAUGUUCCUGCCUCCUCUGUAUGAAUUAUAUCCAAAAUGACAUACCUGCUCGCCAUGCCAAUGCUUCUAAAUGCUACAUUUACACAGCAGUAUCUGUAACAAUUUAUUUUUCCAUGUAGACUUUUUGUUCCAAAUAGUGUGUUUAUUACUAUGACAUAUAUGUUUUGAAAUCUGAAAUCGAAACUUUUGCUGUAUAUUUUUAAGGAUUUUUAUUACAAGUGUGCCAUCAUGAUUGCAUGUCAAAAGAAAUUGUAAACAUAAAUCAUCUUGCUUUUUGAUUUCAAGAAAUGCUGAAGUACCAAAGUAGAGGCUCAUGUUGGAAAAUGUAUAAUCUAAUAUAUGAUUUGUCUGGAUUAUGGUCUCCCAGUUACACAUUAUUGUUUACUAUAUUUGUGUUGUGUUUGCAACUGAUUUUUCAGGGUUUUUUUUUUUGCCAGUGUGCCUGUUGGUGUUUGUUGUAAAACUAGGCAUGCCAAGUAAUAAAUUACAGAUACA